GGCCCUCGGUCCCGCCGCCCCGCGGGCUGCAGCGGGGGCCGCGUCGCCCCGCGCAGGUGGGUGCCGGGAGGGGGUGGGGGGAGCGCGAUCCCGUACGGCCGGGCGGGACCGAGGGGCGUGGGGGCGCGGCCCGGAUCUGCCCGAGCCGAGCCGAGCCCCCCGUUGGCUGGUUUCGGCUCUUCGGUGCCUGAGAGCCUCCGCCGUUUGAGCCGUGCUGCGCACCGGCAGCGCUCCGCGCCCCGGGGCGGGCGCUGGGCACGGCAUGGCCGGCUGCGGUCGAGCGCGGGUGGCCGUCGAGGUCCGUGGGUGCCCGUGGCCGUGCCCCGCUCCUCCCGCCCGAAACGAGAGCUGGCGGCGGCCCGGCCCCGCGGCCCCGGGUGUGAAGGCUGCCCGAGGUCGCUCCCCCGGCAGGCCCCGUGUCCUGACACGAGGUCGGGGCCCGGCGCUACGGCCGUCGCCUGACCGGGCCCGAGCGCGCUGUGGAGCGUCACUCGGGCAGGGUUUCAGCUCUGGCUGUGACUGGCACCGAGUCCCACCGUGACGUUCCCACUCGCUGCCAAAAUCGGGGCUUGAACAGCAAGCGGUGGCAAGGGCCGCAAGCAUAGUGUGACAGCGGGCAGCCAGUGUGUCACACCGGGACAGCGAGCACUGGGGUGCGGGUGAGAGGGUACGGCAGUGCUCUGCUUUGCUGGGGCAGCCGUCCCACAGCCCUUGGUUAUGAAUUAGAGCCUUUACAAUGAACCGCACGGUCCCGUCACUAGAUGACAAAAGAAGCCUUGGACUUUGUGCCAGGUUCUUCGAAAGGCCGAGACCACACCUCGGCUGAGAAGGUGCCUUCUUGUCCCUUUCUCUUCCUUCCUCUUUUACACACACUGAGCAAUUGCAGGCGGUGCUGAGCUGGCAUUUCCCAUUGCGACAUCACACCGUGGGAGCUGUCUGUGCUCACCCCCUGCUGCUAAAGGGCAACCUUGAGAGAGUGUCUGUUUCCUGGUGUGCUUCCUAUCCCCACACAGCUGUGUUGGAAUCCAGGGGGCUUCAUGGCUGUGCCCCAUUCCCUGGCUAUUAAAUGGCAUCUUUUCUGCUGGUGCUGGGCUUCUGGACAAUAGUUUAAACUGACUGAGUCUCUGGAAUUGAAGUGCCAGAAGCAGUCCCCUCAGAGCUCACCUCUCAGCCUGGCGAGCUCCUGGUACCUCACUAAGGAUGGAGAUGGGCUUGUUCCAUGGGAAACAGCACCAGCCGGCUCUACAGCGCGCUCGCCAAGACGCUGAGCAGCAGUGCCGUGUCCCAGCACCAGGACUGCCUGGAGCAGCCCAACUCGGCGCAGCUGGAGCCCAUAGACCCCAAGGACCUACUGGAGGAAUGCCAGCUCGUUCUGCAGAAACGGCCACCUCGCUUCCAGAGGAGCUUCGUGGACCUGAAGAAAAACACAGCCAGUAACCACCGCCCCAUCCGGGUCAUGCAGUGGAACAUCCUCGCCCAAGCUCUCGGAGAAGGCAAAGACAACUUCGUUCAGUGCCCCAUGGAAGCUCUGAAGUGGGAGGAAAGGAAGUGCCUCAUCCUGGAGGAAAUCCUUGCCUACAAGCCGGAUAUCUUGUGCCUGCAAGAAGUCGACCACUACUUUGACACCUUCGAGCCACUCCUCAGCCGACUGGGCUAUCAAUGUACUUUCUUCCCGAAGCCGUGGUCGCCGUGCCUGGAUGUGGAGCAGAACAACGGGCCGGACGGCUGCGCCUUGUUUUUCCUCAAAGAACGCUUCGAGCUCAUCAACAGCGCGAACAUCCGGCUCACCGCCAUGAAGCUGAAGACCAACCAAGUAGCCAUAGCUCAGACACUGAAGUGCAGUGAAACUGGAAGACUGUUCUGCAUCGCCGUCACCCACCUGAAAGCUCGUACUGGUUGGGAGAGGUUUCGGUCUGCGCAGGGCUGUGACCUUCUCCAGAACCUGAAGAGCAUUACUCAGGGCGCAAAGAUCCCUCUGAUCAUCUGCGGAGACUUCAAUGCAGAGCCGACCGAGGAGGUCUACAGAGAAUUCUCCAACUCCAGCCUCAACUUAAACAGCGCAUACAAGCUGCUGAGCCCCGACGGGCAGUCAGAGCCCCCGUACACCACCUGGAAGAUUCGGCCCUCGGGAGAGUGCCGGCAUACACUGGAUUAUAUCUGGUAUUCCCAGCACGCCUUGAAUGUGAACUCAGCCCUGGGCUUGCUGACUGAAGAGCAAAUUGGGCCCAACAGGCUGCCCUCAUUCAAUUACCCUUCAGAUCACCUGUCUUUGGUGUGUGACUUUAGUUUUAACCAAGACCCUGACAGACUGUUAUAAUUGGUUGGAAUGCCACCCGGUAUUGCCGUGUCCUAAUUCACCAUUGUUUUGUGUUACUGAAAACUUCUGAGGCUGGAAGCUAUUAAGGAUGAGGAAAUACCGUUGACUAAACAUUCUUUUAGGCACUUGUUUGGAAUUACACUUACCCUUCAGAGCUCGUUCAUCCGUGGCCUCUGAAGGAGGAAGAAAGGAGUCAGUGUUCUUGUAACGGUGGCCUUUCUGUAUUCAGAUUUGAAAACUGGAAGGGAAAUGAGCUUUAUCCUUUCACUAACCCCUGUGUCUAAGAGUAUAAUCCUCUAAUGAAUGCGGAGGCCUGAGUAUUUAAAGUUAAAUGUGCGUAUGUAAAACAGUUUGCCCUGGCAGCAUGCUAAUUUUGUUUAUUCGAUAUUAAGCUUGUGCCGGUACCAAAGGGAACAAGGCUUGACUUCUCAGUUAGAUUCUCUUAAUUCCUUUUCUGUUGCAGAUGAAGGAGGCUAAACACGGUUUAGACAUGAACAAAUCUAAGAUCAUAUUGGUGUAGUCGUCUUAUUUCCACCUGACUGAAGGCGAAGACUCCGUUUAAAGUGAUGAUAGCGCAGUGUAAGCAAGGCCCCCACCCAGCGAGUGAGGAAACAGAGGCUGACUGCAGCACCUCCUGUAGUGACAUCCUCACUUUUCCAAAGAACAUGCCUGUGUCUGUCACACACGUGGUCUGUAGGUACACACAGUAACCGGUACCUCUUCUGUGCUUCCCUCCUACAUGCCUAACAAGGGAGUGGUUUCUUGUCUGCUUCAAGUAUUACCCUUAUAAAUGGUUUAAAUUGAUAGCCUUGUCCAUCUUGCAGUUUCGGUAAAGGGCCAAUCUUCAUUUUGAAAGACUUUCUUUUAUUUAUCUUCAGAACCUAAAUCUACACUGGAACCUAUUAGAAGACAAACUUUAUUUAUUGUGAGAAGCUGGUAAUCCUGUGCCUGACUUGAAAUCACACAGCAACAGUGCUCAGGAGCACCUACAGGUCCUCUUUCCGUGGCCCAGGUCCUAGGCCACAACAGAGGUGGGGUAGGGUGGUAGCUGUUGUGUGUGGCGUGGUGCUCACUGGUGUGACAUAGGUGUUGCGUAUGUGGAUUGUAAAUGUGCCACCGUGCCAGGACAAGGGGAAGGGAGAGGAGAAAGCCAAUAGGUGGAGUUGGGCUGACGUGUAGAUUGUUUGGAGACUAGGCAGAGCAAAUAAAGCAGUACUUCCGUGCUGCACAAGGCCCAUAGUAACGUUUAAAUGUUCCAGGUGUUUAAUAAUAAAAGUCCUUUGGAAAAAAAA
Messenger RNA from Gallus gallus (chicken), 3609 nucleotides. It is a transcript of the gene NOCT, whose product is annotated as nocturnin. Gene Ontology annotation, molecular function: poly(A)-specific ribonuclease activity. The transcript is spliced from 3 exons. The coding region runs from base 1220 to 2317 and encodes 365 amino acids. Gene Ontology annotation, biological process: circadian rhythm. NCBI's taxonomy places the organism in Eukaryota, Metazoa, Chordata, Aves, Galliformes, Phasianidae. The record is from RefSeq and is a predicted model, not a curated record.